UGUCAAAAUAGGUAGCACAACGACAGCAUUUGAUCUUCUGUGGUGGGACACAUUUGGCAAGUUAUCAACAGGUUACCCCACGGGGCGACUAAUUCAAGCCCUGAAUAUUAGACUCUUGUAUAUCUGCCAUGUCCCGGUGGUGGUUCAGAGUUACAGAAUGGGGGCGACGCGUUGGAAUCUUGCGUCAAGACUCACGAGAGUCAGCGGGGGGCGACAGGGAUUACGUGCCUUCUCCUGAGGAUUUUCCUACCUUUCCUCCGCCGCCACCCAAGAUCAUCUUGCAAGACCAGACUCAGUACCUGUCCAAAGUCGCAGGCAGGAAAUUUGCAGCUCCUACAGGCUACUUCGAGGAUUCAUCAUUAUUUGCCCUUUAUCGACUGUACGAGCUAUUUAUCCUUGACCACGUUCUUGGCUAUCGCAAUACCCUCGAAGCUUUCUGGCGGCACCAAGAAUGGUCUAUUAAAGACAUACCGGACCCAGACCAUACAGAUCCAGAGCGAUACGCCUUUCUUGCUGGAUGUACGUAUUUGCUUGUCAGAUCUUUCAACCAAAGGGUCAAGAUUGGACUUAGGCGCGAUAUGACACCAUUAAUCACCCCAGAGGAAGCGGAGGUACUCAGGAACGUUCCAGAUCACCUACGACCAUAUGAAAAAGUGCCAGACUGGGCAGUGAAAGCCCCGCCUCUGGCAGAGACUCUGGUUAUUCCUACACAUGACAAAGAAGUUUUGGAAGGAAAGGAUGAUUCUCGGGCUGAUCCGGAUUUUUUGGCCAAGAAUAUCUUACUUUGGACGCCGCACAUAUACUUCACUUAAGUUUCACCCUCUGGCCAUCAGAUCUAACCGGUCAUAUCUUCCGUUCUUUUUUCUGUCUUUAAGUCUUGUAUUUCCACAGAAACCUGUCUAUCGCAAGUAUUUGACCAGCAAAUCCAUUACAACUUCCUUUUUGCCCACCACGACAAAGACAUAACAAAGAAAUGACCUUCCAAUGGCUAUAAAUGCAGGCCACCACCAAGGCAAAUCCCAGAACUAAACGUAACUAAACUUAAAAAUACACACUCUUCUCACACGCAGGGCUCUAUAUUGUACAACAUUGUUUCUUUCCCCAAUCAUAUCUCCUUGCUCUGUCUGACCUCUCUGUUCUCUCUGUCCAAUAUUCUUUAAAAAAAAAGGGGAGAUGGGGAG
Molecule: messenger RNA, 1181 nt
Organism: Phialemonium atrogriseum
Lineage: Eukaryota; Fungi; Ascomycota; Sordariomycetes; Cephalothecales; Cephalothecaceae
Product: DNA-binding protein
Exons: 2
Coding region: 129-812 (227 amino acids)
Source: RefSeq, a predicted model, not a curated record